AUGUUACUUCCCUAUGUUGAAGACUCUUCCAAACUGCGCCGCUCGGUUUCUCCCAGUACUACCAAGCGAUUAUCUGUGAACGAUGACGAUGAAGAAAUUCACAUCAUCACAGAGCCAUCGCCUUCUCCAGAAGAGCCUGCGGAUAGCGCGAAGCACAACGGCAAACGACCUAAACAUGGUGGCAAGACCAACACCAAUAGACAUACUACAACGGCAAAGAAAGGCGUUGAUUACCAGGAAAUAAAGGAACAAACCGACGUCCCAGGUCCUGUGCCGGAUACUGGCUAUACACCAACAAAGGCGGUCACAUUAGGAGCUCACAAUUCGCAAACAAUGUACUCGCGGGCUUCAACAACAUCUUUUCACACAUUUACCCCUCUCCCCCCAUUGUUGACGAAGGAAACUGAAACAAGUGUACUGCAUCCCAACCUAGUUUAUUCAACGAAUACUCUUAUGAGUUCUGGAAUAAUUCGCCCUUCUGCUGCCACCUCUAGCGUUCAUACUGGGAAUAGUCCGCAUCCUCCUCGAGCUAUGAUAGUCGGUUUUUCUGUCGGCGGUGCUCUUGUUCUAAUAGGCAUUUUUGUCUCAAUCAAAUUGAUCACGCGUCCUCGUCGUAGAAAGACUCCGACGCCGUCAUUACCCAUUUUGCAAGAUGGGAUAUUUAGCGAUAAACCAGACCAAGAAAGUUCCCCUGUCUUUGGAGGGAAGGAAUGGACCUCACCGACAAAUGAAAAUGAAAGUGGUCGCGGUAAUACGGGUCUGUGGACAUGGACACAAUAUCAUUCUGGGAUUCCAAAAGGUGCCGCUGCACUAGCGUCAUCGGGGUCCAAUAUUUCAGUAAAGCCCGCGAGUGGCAAAGCCGUCAAGCAGCCCGCACAGGUCAAACAUCAGUAUCCCUUUUCUGUCCCAGGCGUUUCUUGCACCCAAAACCAAGCACCGCAACCCACACAGAAUGCUAUAACUCGCGCCGUUUCGAGGCUUUCUACGAUUUCUAUGUCACUUUAUCCUGGUUCACCCGUUACCUAUAAUGAAGGUGCUAAUGUUGGCGUUGCUAUUGACGGUACUAGUACUCCGGGCACCGGCGGGCAGACGCUUACAAACCAGAAACGCAUCGUUCCGUCUGGAAGCAGAAAAAAAGUGCUGAGUCAAGAAAGUUUUGACGACAACGUUCGAACUCCACGGCGUCAGAGUUUUGCUUAUGGUGGCAUGGACAUCAUCUCUCCUGUAUACCCGACUGAAGUGGCACCCACCAACCCGACUAGUAAUGGCCGUGCCCGCAUCAAAUCCACUUACUACACACCAGGCACUUAUACCCGCUCGUCUACCGUCUUACCGCUGGUAUCAAACUUCACGAGGGAUCGUGACUUGCAGCAUGGCGUCAAUGAUACGCCCAAGUUUGACUUUCAUCAUCAACGGGAUACACAUGCUCUGACUUCUGCAUUGGGAUUGGCUUCUCCUGCACUCUCUCUUCAGCCAACAUUGUAUCCAGAUGACUCUUUGAGCGUCAUUGGGGAAUCCAAAAGGGUAUCAAUACGUGCUAAUCGCUAUCAAAAGAAGCCUGUUCCUAAAUCCAUGGAUCAAAGCGAUAAGCUGGCCGUCUCUUCCUCAGAGUCGGCAAAUCUGGGGAACUUGAUGCUUGUCGACUUUUCGGCUUCCAAGUCAACUGCGUCAUUAGUCAAUUUAUGCCCGGCUGAAGUGACAAGGGAUGGCGCUUCGAAUUCUACAAGCGGAGGACGUAAAAAGCCAAUUUUGAAGAAGGUGGAAGAUAAGCCGCCCCGGGUCCCUUCUCCGCCUCCUUUGCCUUCACUUGCCCAGAUGGCGCUGGCCCAUAACAAUCCCGAUGCAUACAAUGAUUAUCACAGUCCAACAUAUAGCAUCUACGGUCUUUAUGACGAUGACAGGAAAAGUUGUGCUACUUCGUAUGGUUAA
Molecule: messenger RNA, 1929 nt
Organism: Serpula lacrymans var. lacrymans S7.9
Lineage: Eukaryota; Fungi; Basidiomycota; Agaricomycetes; Boletales; Serpulaceae
Exons: 1
Coding region: 1-1929 (642 amino acids)
Source: RefSeq, a predicted model, not a curated record